Molecule: messenger RNA, 3126 nt
Organism: Cyclospora cayetanensis
Lineage: Eukaryota; Apicomplexa; Conoidasida; Eucoccidiorida; Eimeriidae
Exons: 6
Coding region: 1-3126 (1041 amino acids)
Source: RefSeq, a predicted model, not a curated record
AUGACAGCAAAGCUAACGGGAGCCUUAGCAGCAACGCUUUUUUCAGCUGCAAGAGUACCUACAGCGGGAGCAGCGACGACAACAGCAAAGCCAUCUGUGAUGGUACGCAAUGUCCCUCAGAUCAAGAGGCCUGGGUCCUCUAUAACAGUUUCCUAUGGCCUACAUGGAGAAGAAAUCGCUUCGAAAACACCAAAUGCAUAUUGUAGAGUUGAUUCUACCCCUGACGUUGCUCCAAAAACAAAGACCGUCUCUCAGAGUUCCCGUCGCCGCAGAGGCAGAUGCCUGCCUUCCCUCCGAUGGUUCAGCAGCCCUCCAAAUGUCGAGAUACUGGAACUUCUCUCGGCGCACUCAUCGGUUUCUGGAAGCAUCAGCAGUAGAAGCAGGAGUAGCAGCUGGUCAAAAGUUGGCAGCAGCGCAUCCGGGAGCCGAACGGAUACUGCAGGAUGGGAAGACCCACUUCUGGGCAACUCUGCUCCUCGAAGUGUGGGUGGCAUUUUAUGGACUACAGCGACUGCUGCAACAUCUGCAGCUGUCACUGCAGACUUGCGUCGAGCCGACAGUCAACCAAAGCCUGGUGCCACAAAGGCCCUGGCUCUGUCAACUGGUGACUCUGUCGUGGGUGGCGCUAUGCGAGAACAGCAGAUAGCAGCAGCGACAACCGCAGCCGUGGCAACACAACCGAUUAACAUUUUGGGGGCAGCAGCUGAUGCUUCAGACCAUUGGGAGGGUCCUGACCUCUUUGAAGCUCCGUUGUACAGGGCGCACAGCAAAGCUGUGGCAUCUACGAUCUUGCCUUAUAUGGGGUUAAUAUCAGCAGCACAACCGCCGUCAUCGGCAGCACCUAGUGCAGUGCCGGCUGCGUGUCACGCAGCCAUAGCAGACGUUGCUGGUAGUACACCUGCAGAAUUAUCUGCACUGAAGGCAAGGGCAACGCCAAAAGAUACUUUCCAGAAACAAGACUACCAAUGCAAGCUGCAACACCAUGAAGUCCAGGAACAGCCGCUGCGACAUCAGCACCGAGGGCAGUGGCAUACCUCGGAAACUCGUGCACUGCCUCUGCUAGGCGGCAGCUGCAACGCACCAUUGGAAAGCAGUCGUUGUUCUCAUGCGGACGCUGUCAGAAGCGACAAAUGCUGCAUCAGCUCCUGCAGAUCAGCCGACUCAACAGGUGGCCCAGUUCGAUCCGCAGCCCCCUCAACGACCAAAAGCUUAGAGAAUUCGGCUGCUUCUCCACCUGCAUCACGCGAACAGCCCCCCAACGGUGCAUUACAGACUAGCCAACGUACAGCGCGGUUAGAGGGUCUACACAAGCAUACUGGGCCACAACAGACGCACAGUUCGCAAGGCAUUUUGGAAUUAAUGACGCAACUCCACGAAUUAGCACAGCAAACGAGGCAGCCGGUACAUCAGGGCCAGCAAGGCGGCGAGCCUACACUGCAAUUGGGAAUCUAUGAGCCGCCCAUACUGCAGAUGGCACUGUGCUGUAAUAAGCCUAGCCAUAAUGAUGCCGUAGGAGUCCAACCCUCCGCUUCUGAUACUGCGAUGGCUGCUGGUGUCGUGGAGGCGUCGACAACAGCUGUCAGUGCAACAGCCACGGCUGCAGCGGACCACACUGCUCCUUCGGCGAAAACUGCGGUCUCACCAGCGGAUCGCUCGCCAGUUGUGACAGUCCCCCCAUUGGAGCAGUGGCGCCAUAUACAGCAGAAUACUGCCCAUUGCGCUACACCUCUCUCUGUAAUUUCGGUGGAUCAGAAGCAAACGUUUCAGGAGCAGCUUCCGCUGGAAGCACAGUCGCAACAACAGUUGAUUCAUCAGGGAAAGGCCGGCCAGCAACAACUGAUACAGCUGACUACGCCCUUUGAAACGCCUUUAAACGCAUUAGCAAGGCCCCCUCUGGAAAGCAGGCCUUCAAGCCAUGUUCAGCAAGAGCAAACCCACCAACAUAUACUGCUGCCGCACCGUCGGCACAGCGGAACGUAUGCCACAACCCGGUUGGAAUCUCCGAGGCGGCUCCAGCAACGCUUUCUAGCCUCCGUUGAGCACCGUCAGCUGAAGCAGCUGAAAGAGCAGCAUCAGCCGGCCCUACCUGUCGAACCACUACGAACCUCGUUAGGCGUUCGCCUUUCGGUAGAGGCAGAGGCAGCCGCCAAAGAAGCAGCAGGAACAGCAGCUGCGGCCGCUGCUGCCCGGCCAAGUGGCAGCAGCGCUCGCGGCUGCUCACCCUCUGAUACAGGCACUCCAAAGCACAUUCAGCAGCAGGUGCAGCUGCAGCCGGUAUGCAAGCCCCCCAGUCUAGUUUCUGCUCGGGAGGAUGGCAUGACUGCAACGCCGAAGGCAGAACGGAAGAAGCCCACGAAUUCAGGAGGAUCUCACUUGGAACCAGCGGGGGUUUCCUCAGGGGGACGCUGGUCUCCUGCGGAGCAGCAGGCAGCAAACGCUUCUCGUCGAGCGCACUUGAUAAGGAAAAGUUCUCCGUCCUCGCUUUUGCAUAUCUGCUCCGCAGUAGCCCAAGAGCAGCAGCCGCAGCAGCAAGCAUGUGGUAAAACGGGGAGUACGACCGACGCAUCCUUGGCUGUUGUUGCUGCUCAAGCCGCAACAGCAUCAGGAAAGAAGCGGUUAGCCGAAAGCACAGCCAGUCCGAUGGAACUCAACAGUUGUAGCACAAACAUAAAUUCAGCCGCAUCCUCAGUCAAGGGCAUGAAGAGUGCUUUGACGCCAAACCUUUUGCAGCCCGCGAGGCGUCAGCCUUUACCGUUGGAGCAACCGCUAAUAUACGAUGUGUCUGCCGAAGCAGUAGCCCCUGUGGAACGGCCCUCAACGCCGGUGCGCGCUGAGCUAUUAAGGAAGCGACUGGAAAUGCUGCGAACCAAGGGGAAGCUCACAAAAGACACCUUUCCGGCAGCAGAAGUAGCAGAAAUCGUCAGUGGCACAAGAGUGGAGAGGGAGGGACCUUUUUCCGUGUAUGUCUUGGAUAAGGACUGGUCUCUCGGGUGCAGUGCGUUAGAUCCUGAGUGGCCUCAGAGGAUGCUUCAAAAUACUAAAGAGGGCAUAAAGCUUCAUGCAGAGAUCAAUAAGCUCCUUGCCCUUGCAAGGGAGGUACAGAUAGCCGAUACGCGCUCAACAUAA